CGCUCAAUCACUGUAAUUAUGGGCGAAAGAUGCAAUCUGGCCAACGACCUUUGUCUCUUUCGCCAGCGCACAAAUCUCUUUAAACCAUUAUCUGCCCUGCAUGCUCAACUUCUCAAACACACACUCCAUAUAUACACAUACGCAUCUCUCUGUUUCUGAGAGAUCAGAAAGCGAGAGGGAGAUCGAGAUGGAAAAUGCGAGAGAGGCUUUGGUGGCUUGCAGUGAUAGGAGUAUGGGGACAGGGAUAGCGAUAUGGGAUAUACGAACUGGAGAUCGUCUAUUGCACAUUCCGACCUGUGCCUCGCCUCCUCAUGGGUUAUUGUGCUUGGGAAACCAGUUUCUUGUAGCUUCUCAGGUUAACAAGCAUGGAUCUGUUGGUGGCGGGGCUAUCUUCACCUGGCCCUUCAACAAGCCACAGUCACCACUUCGGAGCUACCCCAUUGAAGCCAUUGGGCCGAUUUCUUGCACCAAGGAUGGAGUGUAUCUCGCAGGCGGCGCUCCUUCAGGAAAUGUUUAUAUCUGGGAGGUUGCUAAUGGAAGAUUACUCAAAACAUGGCGGGCACAUCAUAAGUCUUUGAAGUGCAUGACAUUUUCCAAUGAUGACUCUCUUCUUAUUUCAGGUUCAGAUGAUGGUAUGAUCUGUGUGUGGUCUAUGGUCAGUGUGCUGGAUAUGGAGAAUUUGGAAAGCUCACCUUCAUUGUUUCACUACUUGGAGCAUAGGUCCUCAGUAAGUGGUCUGUUAACAACAUCCAGCGCAAACUCAACUUUGAUAUCAAGCUCCCUUGAUGGUACCUGCAAGGCUUGGGACCUGGUUUCAGGUAGGCUUAUACAAACUCAAGAACAUCCACUAGGGAUAAAUGCAAUCAUCCUUCACCCAGCAGAGAAAUUCUUGUUUGGUGGAAGUACAGAUGGAAGAAUAUUUGUUAGUGUGCUUAAUAUUGGAUUGGUGGAUGAUCCUUUUGUUGUUGGAGAAGAUCACCUGGUCGUGCUGGAAGGACACAAAGGUUCCAUAACAGCAUUGGCCUUCAGUACAUUAGGUCUGAUAUCAGCAUCUGAGGAUGGUACUGUCUGCCUCUGGGAUGCCAUUAGUUGGGUGACUGUACGAAGAUUUAACUACCAAAAAGCAGGGGCAGUAACUAAUCUUGUGGUGAUUCCACACCCUUCACUGCUUCCUUCAACAAACCAUCAAAGAGGUCCCUAUCAGAUCCGUGUUUCUUUGCUUGAUAAGUGUCCUCAGCCUGAAUCGAACUCAUCCAAGGGAGCAGUCGUUCUCCUUCGUGCUUGUUCUCCUCUUAAGGACAGUCAAACCUCUUCGGAGUUCAGAAUCAAUUCACUGGACCACCAAAUAUUUGAGAUGGAGGAAGAACAUACACCUGCAGCCCUGCAGAUGAAGUUAGAAACAAGCGUGGACCACCGGAUGUGUGCUACAAGAAUGACAAAACAUGUCAUGGAAAUGAACAAGCAUUUACAGUCUCGGCUGCUAGAUUUGAUGCAGAACCGAUUGUUAUGGAGUGCUGAAGAUGAUUCCCCCACUGCAAGAAAGAGCAAGAAGCUCAAAAUUGAAAGUCCGUCGCACCAGGGAGAAAAGCUAUUGCAGUCCUCCAAUUAGUCCAUGGUUUUUAUGCAGCUACAGAUAGUUAGUUACAAGAAUUUCACAAUUUGGCUUCCAGAAUUCCUUCAUAAAUAUAAAACAUGUUCUCGUUUACCUUUGUUCUAAUCACAUUGCAUACAGUUGAUUAACAAAAUGUACUGUGAAAAUUUUAAAAAUAUUAAUAAACUGAUGUCAAGUUUAUUUUGGUAGGAAUUGCUUUCUAGAA
Molecule: messenger RNA, 1817 nt
Organism: Manihot esculenta (cassava)
Lineage: Eukaryota; Viridiplantae; Streptophyta; Magnoliopsida; Malpighiales; Euphorbiaceae
Product: protein ROOT INITIATION DEFECTIVE 3
Exons: 8
Coding region: 101-1609 (502 amino acids)
Biological process (GO): DNA-templated DNA replication; rRNA processing
Cellular component (GO): nuclear pre-replicative complex
Molecular function (GO): protein binding
Source: RefSeq, a predicted model, not a curated record